Molecule: messenger RNA, 936 nt
Organism: Diabrotica balteata
Lineage: Eukaryota; Metazoa; Arthropoda; Insecta; Coleoptera; Chrysomelidae
Source: the annotation of a GenBank genome assembly
AUGGAAUAUGGAGAUUUUGGUGAUGACAGUGCAUUAGAGUUCUGCAGAACGCAAUUUGAUAAAGAUCUUGAUGCUGGAUAUACAAAUGUAGGUAGUCAACUACACAAAAAGAUGCUAUCAGUUAUAUACUUAGAAGAACUUGUAAGACCGGCUGCCGUAAAAUUUGCCAAAGAAGAAAUUCUAUUUGGGGGUCAACUUUUCGAUGAUUUUAAAGUACAUGACAAAUUUGAAACUAGAUUUAUUUGUGAAAUUGAAGCAGAUCCACCUGGUGUGUUUACUAAUGUGAAGAGUAUUCUUAAUGAUUUGGGGGUAAGAAAUGCCACUGAACAAGAUUUUAAUGAUAUUAAAUACUUAAGUCAAUGUUUCUCUAGAAGAGCUGCUAUCCUGAAUUCUUGUAUGACUACAGUUCGGAUACGUAAAAUUGGUUAUCCAAACAUUACUGUUGGAGUCGAUGAAACGCUGUACAAAACUCACCCUCACAUUCAUAGUAUUUUGAUCUCACAGCUGGAAGUAUUUUUAAAACCGGAUCCAUACAAAUUUAAAAUUAUGCUAUCUGAAGAAGGUAGCAGUGUAAUUGGUGCAGCUAUAAUGGCUGCUGUUGUAGAUAAAAAAACAGAACUAGUAUUUGAGCAUAUGCUCAAAGAACCACCUGUUUAUUUUGUGCUACCUAUUUCUGAAACAGAGGUGCAACUUAUGGAUAUACCCAAAAAGUCAACUGAACCUUCAACAUCCGCAUCUAUACCUGCUUCAGAAGUCUCAUCUCUGCCUGUGCUCGAAGUACCAGCUCAACCGUCAUCAAUUUCUGCUCUUAAUGCAGACACAUCUUUAAUCGAAAUACUUGAUACGAACAUUGCAGGUCCAUCCCAAGAACUGUUUGUAGAAGAACCAAUUGAAAAUGUCUCUGCCGAUCUGCAGCAUAGCCCAUUUCACUCAUAA